AUGUCGGUCUGGGACGCCUUCACGGGCAGGAGAAAACAGCAGGCAGAGCCUCAUCAGACCGAGUCUGCGCCUACGCCUUCAGCCGGAGGUUACGCCCCAGCAUCAUUCGAUCCUUCAUACACCACCGACGUCUCUACGCUCCUGGGAGCCGCCUCUCUUCCCGAUGCCUCGAAGUUGCAUCCUCUGGCUGGUUUGAAUCAACAGACACUUGACUAUCUUUCGUUAGACGAAUCAACCUUAUCAGAUCUUCCGGGCGCUCGAUCAUUUCUACCCUCUCGAGGCUGGUCGGACGACCUUUGCUACGGAACAGGAACCGUGUACUUAGCGGCUCUGACUACUGGUGGAGCAUGGGGUUUAAUAGAGGGCCUUAAUCGGACACCCGCAUCGGCACCUCCGAAGUUGCGCCUCAACAGUGUCCUGAAUAGCAUAACGAGGAGAGGGCCUUUCCUGGGAAACUCCGCUGGAGUUGUAGCAAUGGUUUAUAACGGCUUCAACUCCACGCUCGGCUAUUAUCGCGGCAAACACGAUGCGGCCAACAGCAUAGUGGCGGGUGCACUUAGCGGAGCAAUCUUCAAGAGCACAAGAGGGCUGAAGCCAAUGCUGAUCUCCAGUGGUAUCGUCGCAUCAAUUGCUGGCGCCUGGGCGCUUACUCGCAAAGUCCUAUUUGAGCCUCCACAGGAAAGCCAGAACGCCAACCUAUAA
Molecule: messenger RNA, 702 nt
Organism: Exophiala spinifera
Lineage: Eukaryota; Fungi; Ascomycota; Eurotiomycetes; Chaetothyriales; Herpotrichiellaceae
Exons: 2
Coding region: 1-702 (233 amino acids)
Biological process (GO): protein import into mitochondrial matrix
Cellular component (GO): mitochondrial inner membrane; TIM23 mitochondrial import inner membrane translocase complex
Molecular function (GO): transmembrane protein transporter activity
Source: RefSeq, a predicted model, not a curated record